AUGGCAUCCAAUGUGUCAUUUAUUGUCUUGCUGGUGAUUACAGUUGCUCGAGCAGCUUCUGCGCAAGAUAGACAGUGCGACAUGCAAGCAUAUCGUGACAGCGAUUGUGUAGCUACUAUCUCUUUUCCAUACAGUUGCCCAUCGGCUAGUGUCGAUUUGACUAAUCUUGAUUUUCUGAAAUCGUGUACUUCAGUCAAUUUACGUUGGGCUUAUCCAGCGAAUAAUCUAACGUUGAUCAUCGGAACACAUCAACAUCAAGCGUUCACGAUUUCUAUUAACAACGAUCGGCUGAUGAACUUUGUCUCUCAUGUCUUUCGAAUUAUUGAUGAUAAAGAAACAGAAGUGACAACAAAAGAUCACAAAUUGAUUGAAAAUUCGGAUUCACAUUAUCAAAUUAAACUCAAACUACAUGUCCCACCGGAAUUGAUGCCUUAUCUAGGCUUUGUCGACUAUAAUAUUUAUUAA
Molecule: messenger RNA, 465 nt
Organism: Rotaria socialis
Lineage: Eukaryota; Metazoa; Rotifera; Eurotatoria; Philodinida; Philodinidae
Source: the annotation of a GenBank genome assembly